This is a messenger RNA of Rhodofomes roseus, 3066 nucleotides long. Its product is annotated as 6-phosphofructokinase. The coding region runs from base 313 to 2763 and encodes 816 amino acids. Gene Ontology annotation, biological process: fructose 1,6-bisphosphate metabolic process; fructose 6-phosphate metabolic process; canonical glycolysis. The record is from RefSeq and is a predicted model, not a curated record. Gene Ontology annotation, molecular function: AMP binding; 6-phosphofructokinase activity; monosaccharide binding. The transcript has 12 exons. Gene Ontology annotation, cellular component: 6-phosphofructokinase complex; mitochondrion; cytoplasm. Lineage: Eukaryota; Fungi; Basidiomycota; Agaricomycetes; Polyporales; Fomitopsidaceae.
AGUCUCGCCGCACACGCAUCGGGCUCAGCCUCUGCCAUAUCGUCCAAGUCUCGCCGUCGUUGCUCCGCCCGUCCUCGAGCACCGUGGGCCAUCAACGCACACGACGUCGAGCCUAUAUUUGCGGAGGCGAGCCCACGACGCGUCGAGGCGCGCCUGGCUGAAUCGUCCGAGUAUUGGCGCCUGACGCGGUCUCUGCGGUCUCUGCCAGUCAAAAACUCGGGGUAGACCCACUCAUCGACCCUUGUUCACAUCCACCCUAUCUCCGGGAUUUCCUGUCCCAGUUACCCCCUCUCCUGUGCAUACAGCCUAACCAUGGCGCAUACAGCGACACCGACGACCUCGCAAAAGCUGAAGAUGAAGAUUGCCGUGCUCACGUCCGGCGGGGACAGCGCCGGCAUGAACGCCGUCGUCCGCUCAGUAGUGAAGACGGCCAUCGCCAAAGGCUGCGAUGCCUGGGUCGUCCGCGAGGGGUACGAGGGUCUCGUUCGCGGCAAUGCCAAUGGAUCCUCCGACUCCGGCGCCGUAAGGGAGGACGCGAGUUUUGUGCACAAUUUACGAUUUGGCGACGGAGAGCUGUUGAAAGACGGCACGGGUGACUACAUCAGCGGGCGCACGCUGAAGGGGCGGUACAUCGUCCGCGUAGGAUGGGACGAUGUGCGCGGGUGGUUUGGCGAGGGUGGUACUCUCAUUGGAACGGCUCGGUCCACCACCUUCCGCACACAAGAGGGCCGGCAGACAGCCGUAUAUAACAUGAUCAAGGAGGGCAUCGACGCUCUAGUCGUCUGUGGAGGAGACGGCUCCCUCACUGGUGCAGAUGUCUUCCGCUCCGAAUGGCCGAAGCACGUCGAGGCACUGCGAGCAGCAGGAAAGAUCACCGAUGAGCAAGUCACGAACCACCAUCACUUGCGCAUCGCCGGGCUCGUCGGCUCCAUUGACAACGACAUGUCCAUGACGGACUUGACGAUCGGUGCAGUCACAGCACUCCACCGCAUAUGCGAGUCCAUCGACAACAUCAACUCGACGGCCGUGUCGCACUCGCGCGCGUUCGUGGUGGAGGUCAUGGGUCGGCACUGUGGAUGGCUCGCACUCAUGGCUGGUGCAAGUUGCGGUGCGGACUUCAUCUUCAUCCCCGAAGACCCUCCCUCCGAGGACAACUGGGAAGACAGCAUGUGUGCGAUGAUCCAGACGCACCGAGAAACCGGGCAGCGCAAGACGAUCGUGAUCGUCGCGGAGGGCGCGAUCGACAAGGAUCUCAAGCCAAUCCGUGCAGACUACAUCAAGGACGUGCUCACGGACCGGCUGGGCCUCGACACGCGGGUGACCACGCUCGGACACACGCAGCGCGGGGGUGCGCCCGCGGCGUACGAUCGUAUCAUGCCGACGCUGCAGGGCAUCGAAGCGGUUGACGCGCUCCUCGAGUCCACGCCGGACACACCGUCGUACAUGAUCGGCAUCAGCGAAAACAAGGUUACACGCGUCCCGCUUAUGGAGGCUGUCGCUCUGACGCGGUCCGUGGGCACGGCGAUCUCGGAGAAGAACUUCAAGAAGGCCAUGUCGUUGCGCGACCCAGAGUUUGCGGAGAUGCUGGCGGGUUUCUACGCUACGUCGGUGUUGUUGAAGGAGCCCAAGUUGCCCCAUCAUUUGCGAAUGCGUGUUGGUAUCAUGCAUGUCGGUGCUCCUGCAGGCGGAAUGAACGCCGCGACACGUACCGCCGUACGCUACUGCCUCCGCCAAGGCCACAAGCCAUUCGCGAUCCACAACGGCUUCCUCGGGCUGCUCGACGACAACGUACACCAGCUCUCCUGGCUCGGCGUGGAGAACUGGAUGACGCGCGGCGGGUCCGAGCUGGGCACGAACCGCAAGCUGCCCGACAUCGACCUCGGCGCGGUCGCGGCGAAGUUCCAGCAGCACAAUUUCCACGCGCUCCUGCUGAUCGGCGGGUUCGAGGCGUUCCACGCGCUGACGAUGCUCGAGGGCGCGCGCAAGAACUACCCCGCGUUCCACAUCCCGAUGGUCCACCUGCCCGCGACGAUCUCGAAUAACGUGCCGAUGACGGAGUUUAGCUUGGGCUCGGACACGAGCUUGAAUGCGCUCGUGCAGGCGUGCGAUGCCAUCAAGCAGAGUGCGUCGGCGAGCAGGAAUAGGGUGUUCGUGGUGGAGACGCAGGGAGGGAAGUGUGGGUAUAUUGCGACGAUGGGUGCAUUGGCGACCGGCGCUGUCAUUGUGUACACCCCAGAGCGGGGUAUCGACCUGGACAUGCUGCGUCGUGACGUUCGGUUCCUCAAGAGGCGGUACGCCCUUGACCAGAAGGGCAAGGCAGAGGGACGACUGGUGCUUAGGAAUGAGUCGUCGUCGGACGUCUACAGCACGGACUUCAUCCGCAAGAUGUUCAAGGAAGAGGGCGGCUCGCUCUUUGACUCGCGUGCGGCGAUGCUCGGCCACACCCUGCAGGGCGGCAUUCCCUCGCCGCUCGACCGGACGCGCGCAGUACGCCUCGCACUGAAGUGCAUGUCCUUCGUGGAGGAGCACCACCAGGCACUGCUCCGGCAGCACGGGAAGAAGCACGCGCCACCCGAGUCGGCGGCGGUGAUCACGAUCCAGGGGACGACUAUCAAGUGGGUGCCCGUCACGGAGAUGGUCGCGCAUGCGGAUAUGCAGAACCGCCGCGGAAAGCACGCGUGGUGGGAGCCGUACCAGGAUUUGGUGGAGACGCUUGUAGCGCGGCAGCAGCUGUUGGACAAGCACCUGCCGGUGGAUGUUUAGGACUCGCGUCGGUAUUGAGUAGCAGAAGAACAUCUUCAAGUUGUUGUAGCGAGUAAGUCAUAGAGACGUAGACAAAGCAAGUAGAGUGUAAUCCAACGCGGGUGCCGCUUCCAUCAUACCGAUUAUAGCAGAUCAUGCAGAGAUAGUCCUGAGCUCGGAGGACGUCGACUUGCCCGCUGCCAUAUCCGAGUCGAAAUUCCUUCGCCUUCCGCGAUACUUCGUAUGGUAGACCUAGUGUACAUGCCCCACAGCUCCUGUAGCUCGCCCGCAUAGGUCGUGUAUGCAAUGCGACUGACCUUCAAC